This is a messenger RNA of Rhodotorula toruloides NP11, 2964 nucleotides long. Its product is annotated as Hamartin family protein. The coding region runs from base 1 to 2964 and encodes 987 amino acids. The transcript is spliced from 8 exons. NCBI's taxonomy places the organism in Eukaryota, Fungi, Basidiomycota, Microbotryomycetes, Sporidiobolales, Sporidiobolaceae. Gene Ontology annotation, cellular component: TSC1-TSC2 complex. Gene Ontology annotation, biological process: negative regulation of TOR signaling; regulation of cell cycle. The record is from RefSeq and is a predicted model, not a curated record.
AUGUCGACCAAAGACACGCUGCGCCAGCUCACCCGCCUCUUCUCGACCUCUCCCUCGUCGGCGACCCCCGUCCAGCAGUCGUUCCCCGGCUACGCCCUCCCGCCCGAGGUCGACGAGCUCCUCAACGAGCACCUGCGCGCGUUCGCAUCCGCUUUCCCGCUCACGAACGCCGGCGGAAGCGGAUCAGGCCAGUCGGAGGGCGAGCGCGAACGGAUCCGUUGGCGGGAAGGGCUGCUCGAGAUCUGGGCGACGGCAGAGCCUCUUCCCGGCGCAGAACGAGAACUUCACAACAUUGGCCGCGUCUCGGCGUUCCUUCUCCUCCUGCACAAGCUCAGCGCGGAUGUGGGGAACGACGACGACUCGGCCUUGAUCAGUCGGAAGGACAUCGGGUCGGUCUGGUGGAACGCUAUCUUGAGGAGGACGAUGUUAGGGACGCCGAAGGAGGCGGACGCCCCUGCGCUUGGGGCGAAGCCGUCCCAGACGCGAGGUCGUAAGACGGAGCGCGACCGCAAGGGCAAGGAGCCAGCACCUCCAUCGUCUGCAGACGCACUGCCACUGUACGUGUCGCGACAAGCGCUCGCAGCGGCGACACGAAUGAUUGUCUGGGGCAUGGAGCCGAGUCGGGAGCAGGCGGAUAAGGAGGAAGAUUGGGUCUCGCCUUUCGGGCUUGCGAUACUGAACGAGUACGAGGACCGGUCACUUGCGAAGCUGAAGGGACUCGACGAAGGUUACGGGAUUCGGAACUUGGAGGAAUGCCUGAUCGAGUGGGCGGAGCGCGCGCCGAAGGCCUUCUUCACCCGCAUCUCACCCUACCUGGAACCGAACGGGCCGGCCGUCCUCCCCUCCGUCUCCCUCAUCCUCUCGUACCUGACCCGCAACUCGACAAAAGCCUACCACGCGCUCUCCACUCCUCUCAUCGCGAAUCUCAUCAUCGUCGCACUGACAACUACAUGCUCCGCGAUUGUCAACCUCGCUUCGAAGUGCCUCGCCAUUUGCGUCGUGACGCUGCCGGUCAUCAUUGGCGAGCACCUGUUCGGCAUCAUGGCGGUGUAUGGACGGCUCGUGUCGUGGGAGAUGGCGCCGGACGUCGGUGACGAAGGAGAGAAGCUGCCGACCGCAUCGGAAGACGCUCAGAACUUCCUCGACGACUACGAAGAAGCACCGCCCGACCCCGUCACCCUCUUUACCGUCCUCUACGGCAUCUACCCGCGCAAUUUCGCCGCCUUUAUUCGCGAUGCGCCUGGUUACUUGCGCGAGAAAGGCUGGAAGGGCGCGACGGGCGACGGAAUGAUUGAUCUCGUCUCGGGUAUUGUCAGGGAGAAGAGCGGGCCGAUCCUGCGCAUGCACACGCUCAACCCCGCCCUCUUUCAAGGCGAAGCGGCGCUCGAGCUGACCGACACGGAGCGCUGGUCUCGACUCGAAGCGGCCGACGUGAUGGCUGCAUGCGAUCGCAACGUCGUCCUUCUCACGCCCGGCAUGGCGCAAGACUGGCGAGGCGUGCCGAUACAUGCAGACCAAGCCGUCUACGAGGCCGAGGUCACUUCUUUGAAGCGAGCGCCUGCUUUUCAGACGCUUGUCGAGGGCACGCCGCUCGAAUCGACCGCGCCGACGCCGAAGCCUGCCUCGCCCGGUCCUUCGGCGCCUGUCUCGCGGGCGGCUUCGAGGGUCCGCUCGCCGACGCCGACAUCGCAAGGCAGCACACCGACCUCGACUCGCGUCUCGACUCCGCACAUGCCGGCGACAACCCACUUUGCCAACUUCCAGGCGCUUCAGUCUGCCGGCGCUCUCGCAUCUCCCGCUUCGAUGUCGCCUGCUCGACGCUCGGGCUCUCGGCUGCGCGACCCAUCGCACGGCGACCCGCACCCUUGGCCGCCCGUCUUCGACCCAACAGUGUCGAGUGUCGGACCUAGCUCGAUGUCGCGGCGCUCAUCAGGCGUCGGCUCAGCAGGGACCGGCAUCGGCUUGCUCUCGCCCGAGCUCAUCCCGUUCGGCAGUACGACAGCCGGCACAUCGAUCGGUCGAAGCGCAUCGCCUCUCCCACCAACGCUCACCACGGCGCAGCUUAGCGCACACCUCUUGCGGCUCGAGACGGAGCUUGUCUUGCUCCACGGCGAGGUCAACUUCCAGAGUUACCUCAAGCAGCUGCAUUUGCAGCAUAUGGGAACGCUGCAUCGCGAGAAGGUGCUCGAGUCGGGUGCCGAGGCGGAGAGGCAGGGCUUGUUCCGCACAGUCCGCACUCUCCGCGCGCAGCUUCGAGCAACGCAGAACGCGCUCGACCAGCUUCGCUCCGAACAGUCGGCAACCAAGGCCAACUGGACCGCGCACAUCAACGACCUGCGCGACAAGCUCGCCGGCCUGAGGGAGGCCAAGAUGAAGUGGGAACAUGACGAGAAGGUCUUGCGCGCUGAAGUUGAGGACUGGAAGGACCGGUGCGAGAAGAAGAGCCGCGAACUCGAGACGGAGGGUGCUGCCUUCCUUGACCUCAAGAACCAGAACUCGCUCGACGCCGGCAAGCUCGCCAGGAUCACCGAGUACGAGCACCGCAUCCAGGCGUUGACCAAGACCCUUGCGAUCUGCGACGCCGACCUCGUCAAGUUCGUUGACCAGCGCAAGGAGAUGAACCUGCUCGUCGGCGAGUACAAGAAGAGCGAGUACCUGCGGGAGGCGGUCGAGGCGGAGUGCAGGACGCUUAAAGAGUCUCUCCGGUCGAUGGAGAACGAGCUCGCCGACGUGCGACGCCGCGUCUCUUCACCCCCUCUCCCCGACUCGACUCUCGUUGCCGCGCCUGUCGCCUCCAAGGACGAGCUUGCGCUGAUGCGGCGCGAGAUGGAGCGACUCCGCGCACGGAACGCAGAGCUCGAGGAGCGCCUCGCGGACGUGCUCGACGAGGAGGAUGAAGGUGCGGGGCCUGGGCGGCUUCCGAGGGAGCUCAUCUCGGGCGCGGACAGCGUAGCGACUGCUUGA